This is a messenger RNA of Helianthus annuus (common sunflower), 1098 nucleotides long. RefSeq lists its product as uncharacterized. Lineage: Eukaryota; Viridiplantae; Streptophyta; Magnoliopsida; Asterales; Asteraceae. Bases 340 to 906 code for a protein of 188 amino acids. The record is from RefSeq and is a predicted model, not a curated record. The transcript has 5 exons. Gene Ontology annotation, cellular component: intracellular membrane-bounded organelle.
AUUUAAGAAUGUUAGGUGUGAAAUACCAAAUGGCCCAAUUGCUUAUGACGUGUAGAUUCGAUCACAACAAAAUGAGAAGCCUAAAAUGUCAAAAAAGAAUAUUCAAACAAAUCAAACAACUUUACGAACAACAAAGGUUUAAUAAAUAAAUAAAUUCUUCUUGUUGGAUUCUGAACCGAAUUCAUUGAAUAUGAAUCCAAUUUCAUCGCAACCAAAUCAUUAGUCAAUCAGUAGUUGAUGGAGAAUUAAAGGAGGUUUUGAUUAAAAAAAAAAAAAACAAGCGUUCGUUCGUAAAAUUUGAUUAAUCAAUCAUAAUCAUAAGAAGUUUGAAGUAAAUCAAUGGGGGAUUUGUCGAGACGGUCUGGAUUACGAGGAAUUGGUACCUGGUUUACCAAGCAGGUUGUUGAGCCGUUUGUGGAAAUCAUCAGCAGGGGAGCACAGCCUAAGGAGUUGGCACUCUCUGCAGCUCUUGGAAUUACUCUAGGAGUGUUCCCAAUUGUUGGAGUGACUUUUUUCCUGUGUGUGCUGGCUAUAACAAUGCUUGGGACUGCCGUCAAUGCUCCAACCGUCAUGCUCGCCAAUUUUAUGGCUACUCCAAUAGAGCUGAGUUUGAUAAUAGUGUUCCUACGGUUUGGUGAGUUUAUUACGGGUGGAGCUCAUUUUCCUUUAACCGCUGAUGCUUUAAAGAAGGUAUUGACUGGCAAAGCUUCAAAGGAGAUAUUGCUAAGCAUUAUUCAUGCGUUGUUGGGGUGGUUGGUUUUGGCCCCUUUUAUCCUUGGCCUAUUGUACAUAGUACUUGUACCGUGUUUCACCAUGUUGGUUCGUAGAUUCAGUCCUUCCAUUUCCUUGGAGAAUGAGGAUGAAGUGUCGUACACCGAGGUGAUGCUUAAAGUAAGGGAUGCUUGAUGUAGGGAAAUAUGACUACUACUAUGUUGUUUGGUUUCACCUGUACAUGUAUAUUUUGUAUCUUUAGUGGGUGGUUGUUAUUCUUAGCAAUUUCAAAGGAUAUAAAAAAGGUACAUCCUCUAAGAAUACUAAUGCUAACUGUAUGAUAAACAUAUGUUGACAUCUUGGUCGAAUUGUUUCUUUUUUUUGUUA